This is a messenger RNA of Amphibalanus amphitrite, 1634 nucleotides long. Its product is annotated as nucleosome assembly protein 1-like 1. Gene Ontology annotation, cellular component: nucleus; chromatin. The coding region runs from base 312 to 1472 and encodes 386 amino acids. The transcript has 9 exons. Gene Ontology annotation, molecular function: chromatin binding; histone binding. The record is from RefSeq and is a predicted model, not a curated record. Gene Ontology annotation, biological process: nucleosome assembly. Lineage: Eukaryota; Metazoa; Arthropoda; Thecostraca; Balanomorpha; Balanidae.
UUUGAGAGCCCGCGAUUUUGUCAGGUGGCUGCGCUCCGCUUGUCCUGAAAGGUAGAUGCCGUUUUAUCGCAGUUUUUGCCAUUGCAUGCAUGCCUAAUCAAUUAAUAAUAUUAUCCAGCUAUCUACUCUUGUGAUUUUGUGAACAUCAACGAUUAUCAUCCGUGGAAAUCCAAUGUAUACCUUGGCGCUUUCGUCGCAAUUGUCAACAACGUGGUCACAACGCAUGGCGACUACGGGGAUUACAGACAGCUGGGCUGGAUGACUUUUAUCAGCAUUCACGGGUUUACCAAUGCGCUCGGAACCGCCUCACCAUGCCGAAGGACCCGAAGGCCGAUGAUCCCAUGGAGGAUGUGGAGGAGGAGGAGACUGGCGAGGGGGACGCCACCGCACAGCUGAUGCGCAACCCGGCCGUGCUGGCCGCCCUGCAGGGUCGCCUGGACGGGCUCGGCUCGCCUUCCAGCUACAUUGAGAGCCUGCCGAAGGUGGUGAAACGGCGGGUCAAGGCGCUGAAGAACAUCCAGCUCAAGGCCACCCACAUUGAGGCUGACUUCUACAAGGAAGUGCAGGCCCUCGAGUGCAAGUACCACAAGCUCUACACACCUCUCUAUGAGCAGCGGACUCAGAUCUUGUCCGGCGCGUACGAGCCCACCGAUGCUGAGUGUGAGUUCCCGCUGGACGAGGAACUUAGUGAUGAGAUGCAGGAGAAGGCGCAGAUCGGCGACGCGCCCAAACCGCCCGCCUGCAUGGACGAGAACACUAAGGGCAUCCCCGAGUUCUGGCUGACGGUGUGUAAAAACGUGGACCUGCUGGCCGAGAUGAUCCAGGAGCACGACGAGCCCAUUCUGAAGCACCUGACCGACAUCCGAGUCAACUUCAGCGAGGCGCAGCCCGAGGGCUUCACGCUGGAAUUCCACUUUUCACCGAAUGACUUUUUCACAAACACUGUGCUGACCAAAGAAUACACCAUGAAGUGCACACCCGACGAGAAGGACCCGUUCUCCUUCGAGGGACCCGAGAUCAUCAAGUCCGUGGGCUGCUCCAUCAGUUGGAAGGAGGGCAAGAACGUCACUGAGAAGACCAUCAAGAAGAAGCAGAAGCACAAGUCGCACGGCAACACGCGGACCGUCACCAAGACGGUGCAGAACGACUCCUUCUUCAACUUCUUCAACCCGCCCUCCGUGCCCGACGACCCCGAGGCUGAAGUCGACGAGGACGUGCAGAACCUGCUGUCUGCCGACUUCGAGAUCGGCCACUACAUCCGGGAGCGGAUCGUGCCGCGGGCCGUGCUCUACUUCACCGGCGAGGCGCUGGAGGAGGACGAUUACGACGACGAGGAGGAAGAGGAAGAGGAGGAGGAGGACAGCGAGGCGGAAGAAGAGGACGAAGACGAAGAGACGGGUCGGCCGGCGCGCAAGGGCAAGUCCAAGGCCGCCAAGGCGAAAGGCGAUCCUCAGGAGUGCAAGCAACAGUGAUUUGAAGGGUACGAGACCUGCUAUUCUGGAAAUCUCAGGCUGCUUCGUGGAGCCCUGAACUGCAUUUCUCGCUCAUGUGUCUCCUGUCGUCCGCACUGGUGUCAUGUUCCGCUGCUAACAGUGCAAGUCAUCGAUGAAUAAAGUGGAUUCUAUGCGUUCUAA